CUCUUUUCUUUGUAGGACAGCAAUGGCAAGAAGCUGCUACUCAAAAGUGCUCUGUCCCAAAACGUGUGCACAUACAAAGAGAUGUUGUACCAAACAGCACUGAUUCCGGGCUGUCCUCAUCACACCAUCCCUUACUAUUCUUACCCUGUGGCCAUAAGCUGCAAGUGUGGUAAAUGUAACACUGAUUACAGUGACUGUGUUCACGAGAAGGUUAGGACAAACUACUGCACUAAGCCACAGAAGCUCUGUAACAUGUGAGCUUCCAACAGAACACGGCAGAAAUGUACCUCUCUGCUCACAACCAAGCAUAAAUAAAACAAUAUUUCAUAACAGGUUUGCAAACUGGUGUGCAUGACGUUUUAUUCUGAAGAGGGAUCACUGGAGUUACUGUAAUGAACUGGAUAUUCUGACACGCAUUCUGACACGCACAGAAGCAGAACUGUGGGACUGAAGGUUCAUAUUUAGUGCUCAACUAUAAUUUACUUUAGGGAAGAAGAAAGAACUGUGUGUGUAUGGGCCUUUGCUCAUGAUCUCCAGAUACUGCUUGAACAAAAUAACUGAUAUAUCUUAACCAGUCUAUGCAUGCUUUCAGUAUUAAACAUUUCAACUAGAUCGACACAGCCUUGCAGCCCUGAUAACAGCAACUGUGUUUUUACACGUAUGUAACACUGGAUGUUUUGAGGACCCUAUCUGUGCUGUGCAGUCAGCUAGGACUAAGCACGUGCAGUUGCACACAGUUCUACUUCAUCCCUUGCAUUGCCCAGACCUGUGCUCAUUAGCAUCACUAGGCACAGCUAUUCAUGUCUUUGCUCUAGCAGAGUAAGCUCCUUUUUUCUGUGCUAUUAGACUGAAAAGCCUUGCUACUCUGUUCUCUGGAAGAGGAGUGGUAAGUGAAGCUCAGAAAGAAGCUUUCUUCCCUCACGCAGGUCAGCCAGCCUCUUCAGAGUGCUGGGGGGGCUGAGUCCCAUCACAUGUGCUGAACACGCACAGGUGAGAAGUGCAGACCCAGGAAUAUGAAAAUAAAUGUAACAUAAUAAAUGUUUCCUUUUCUUUAGAGCUGGUGACUCAGUGGCAAGCUAUGGUCACACUGCACCAACCACUGAGCACAAGAGCUCGUCUCCACCUGCUUCAACUGACUCUAAUACAAACCAACAUACAGAAUCCAUUGGCAGUUGCAGCUUUUCCCCUCAUCUCUAUCACCUACAACAGGACUGGUGAAAACUAUUUGACCCGCAUCUGCUCAAGUAAGUGUGACAUCUGCUGAUCCAAGAGCAGUAGGUAGGUCAGCAGGGCUGCAGUGAAGACGUGAAUACAGCCAGCAGAAAAAUAAGUAAAACCUUCCAUGCUUCCACGGGUGAGGAAUAAGAUCAGCAUUCAGCACGUCUUUGCAGAAGGAGCCAAGAGAACAAAUCUACUGUAUACACAAACAACGUGGUAACAAUAUGUUUUUAUCAACAAGGAAUGAUAAGAGUGACUUCAGAAUUGCAGCUCCGUGCAGCAGUGAGAGCUUUCAAGCCCCAUUAAAUAUAGCAUUAUAAUAUGUUAAAUCACUGUUGAAAGCUUUAUUUUAUUGCUGCUUCCCAACCAUUUGUUUUGGCUUGUAUAGGGGGUUAUCUCAGUAGAGCUCUUAGUUAUUCAGUGAUUGCAAAUGUGUAUUUAUGAAAAAGAUUUUUCUCUUUUAAAAGGGAGCAUUAAAUGGUACAGAUUUAUCUGUUGAUAUCAUCUACAUCUGCAGACACACACAUGCUCUUUCAGCUAUCCAGGUAAAUACUUGCUUUAUUUUGGCAACUAACAAAUCCAGAACAUCUCUACAGCCAGAAAGGUGAAAACAAACUUGUUAUGCUCAGCUUGAAUCCUCAUCCAUACUCAGCAAUUGCCAUUGUGCCCAUUGAGAAUUAACAUGCUGAUAACCCUCAGAGCCACUGUGCACUCAGCACAGAUCUUAUAUUCUUUUUUUUUCUAGUUUAUUUUUGCUUCAAGCAACACCAGAAGGGGGUUAAAAAAAAAAGCCCUACAAAACAACACAAUUAAAUUACAUAUUAUCAUAGUUUUGUUUUUCUUAGAAUUAACUGAAAGUUUUGGUUUUGUUUGCGUGGGAGGCAAGUUGCAUAGAUCUGCUAUACAUGUCUUGCCCUUUUAAAAUCAUCUGCAUUCCUGCAUACAGUAUUUAUUCUUAGGAAC
Molecule: messenger RNA, 2181 nt
Organism: Meleagris gallopavo (turkey)
Lineage: Eukaryota; Metazoa; Chordata; Aves; Galliformes; Phasianidae
Source: RefSeq, a predicted model, not a curated record